AUGGAGCCCGCCGGCCGCCGCCACACCCCCCAGCGCGGCUGCUCCGUGCUGCGCGACGCCCGCCUCAACAAGGACUUGGCUUUUACCCUGGAAGAAAGACAACAAUUGAAUAUUCAUGGAUUAUUGCCACCUUGUUUCAUCAGUCAGGAUAUCCAGGUUCUUAGAGUACUUAAAAAUUGUGAGCGUCUGAACUCUGACUUUGACAGGUAUCUUCUCUUAAUGGAUCUUCAAGACAGAAACGAAAAGCUCUUUUAUCGAGUGCUUAUGUCUGACAUUGAGAAGUUCAUGCCUAUUGUUUAUACCCCCACUGUGGGUCUGGCUUGCCAGCAAUAUAGUUUAGUUUUUCUGAAACCAAGAGGUCUUUUUAUUAGCAUCAAUGAUCGAGGGCAUAUUGCUUCGAUUCUUAAUGCAUGGCCAGAAGAUGUCAUCAAGGCUGUUGUGGUGACCGAUGGAGAGCGUAUUCUUGGCUUGGGAGACCUUGGCAGUAAUGGCAUGGGCAUCCCUGUGGGUAAACUGGCUCUGUAUACAGCUUGUGGAGGGAUGAAUCCUCGUGAAUGUCUGCCUGUUACUCUGGACGUGGGAACAGAAAAUGAGGAGUUACUUAAAGAUCCGCUGUACAUUGGACUCCGGCAGAGAAGAGUGAGAGGUCCUGAAUAUGAUGCCUUUUUGGAUGAAUUCAUGGUGGCAGUUUCUUCCAAGUAUGGCAUGAAUUGCCUUAUUCAAUUUGAAGAUUUUGCCAAUGUAAAUGCAUUUCGUCUCCUGAACAAAUAUCGAAACCAGUAUUGCACAUUCAAUGAUGAUAUUCAAGGAACAGCAUCUGUUGCAGUCGCAGGUAUCCUUGCAGCUCUUCGAAUAACCAAGAACAAACUGUCUGAUCAAACAAUCCUAUUCCAAGGAGCUGGAGAGGCUUCCUUAGGGAUUGCUCACCUGAUUGUAAUGGCCAUGGAGAAAGAAGGUUUACCAAAGGAGAAAGCCAUAAAAAAGAUAUGGUUGGUUGACUCUAAAGGAUUGAUAGUUAAGGGGCGUGCUGCCUUAACAAAAGAGAAAGAGGAAUUUGCUCAUGAACAUAAAGAAAUGAAAAACCUAGAAGAUAUUGUUCAAGAAAUAAAACCAACUGCUCUCAUAGGAGCUGCCGCAAUUAGUGGGGCAUUCUCCGAACAAAUCCUCAAAGACAUGGCUGCCUUCAAUGAACGGCCUAUUAUUUUUGCUCUGAGUAAUCCAACCAGCAAAGCAGAAUGCACUGCAGAGCAGUGUUAUAAAGCAACCCAGGGGCGUGCGAUUUUUGCCAGUGGCAGUCCUUUUGAUCCAGUCACUCUUCCAGAUGGUCGGACCCUGUAUCCUGGCCAAGGCAACAACUCCUAUGUGUUUCCUGGAGUUGCCCUUGGUGUUGUGGCGUGUGGAUUGAGGCAUAUCACGGACAAGGUUUUUCUCACUACUGCUGAGGUUAUAGCUCAGGAAGUGUCAGAGAAGCACUUGGCAGAGGGCCGCCUGUAUCCUCCUUUGAACAUCAUUAGAGAUAUUUCUCUGAAAAUCGCAGUAAAGAUUGUGGAAGAUGCAUACCAAGAAAAGACAGCCACAAUUUAUCCUGAACCCCCAAACAAGGAAGCGUUUGUCUGCUCUCAGAUGUAUAACACUGAUUAUGACCAGAUUCUACCUUAG
Molecule: messenger RNA, 1659 nt
Organism: Pipistrellus nathusii (Nathusius's pipistrelle)
Lineage: Eukaryota; Metazoa; Chordata; Mammalia; Chiroptera; Vespertilionidae
Source: the annotation of a GenBank genome assembly